AUGCAAAUUCUGCAUUUUGAUAUCAAGCCACACAACAUUCUUCUUGAUGCAAACUUUAUCCCAAAAGUUUCUGAUUUUGGCCUUGCAAAAUUACAUUCAAUAGAAGAAAGCAUUGUGUCUCUAACUACUGCUCGAGGAACAUUAGGAUAUAUUGCUCUAGAAUUAUUCUACAAGAACAUUGGAGGUGUUUCAUAUAAAGCUGAUGUGUAUAGUUUUGGAAUGUUAUUAAUGGAAAUGGUGGGAAAAAGGAAGCAUGCAAAUACAUGUCUAGAGCAAAGCCAAACAUACUUCCCGUCAUGGAUUUAUGAUCGAAUAGAUCAAGGAGAAGACAUGGAAAUUGGAGAUGCCACUGAGGACGAACACAAGUAUAUAAGGAAGAUAGUCAUAGUUGCAUUAUGGUGUGUACAGAUGAAUCCCACGGAUCGUCCUUCAAUGAGCGAGGCAUUGGAGAUGCUAGAAGGUGAAGUUGAACUCCUGCAAAUGCCCCCCAGGCCUACUCUAUACUCCAGGGAGAUGUCAGUUGAGGAUCAUAUGAACAAUCCAGUCGGGGUACCAAUUUCUUCACGAAAUGCGACAAUGACGAUCAGCUUGGAGGGAAGGUAG
Vitis riparia (riverbank grape) is the source of this 603-nucleotide messenger RNA. RefSeq names its product rust resistance kinase Lr10-like. NCBI's taxonomy places the organism in Eukaryota, Viridiplantae, Streptophyta, Magnoliopsida, Vitales, Vitaceae. Gene Ontology annotation, biological process: protein phosphorylation. The coding region runs from base 1 to 603 and encodes 200 amino acids. The record is from RefSeq and is a predicted model, not a curated record. The transcript has a single exon. Gene Ontology annotation, molecular function: protein kinase activity; ATP binding.